Messenger RNA from Kwoniella mangroviensis CBS 8507, 1776 nucleotides. RefSeq lists its product as uncharacterized. The transcript is spliced from 4 exons. NCBI's taxonomy places the organism in Eukaryota, Fungi, Basidiomycota, Tremellomycetes, Tremellales, Cryptococcaceae. Gene Ontology annotation, molecular function: histone deacetylase activity, NAD-dependent; NAD+ binding. Gene Ontology annotation, biological process: pericentric heterochromatin formation; replication-born double-strand break repair via sister chromatid exchange; regulation of DNA repair. The record is from RefSeq and is a predicted model, not a curated record. Gene Ontology annotation, cellular component: mating-type region heterochromatin; nucleus. The coding region runs from base 1 to 1776 and encodes 591 amino acids.
AUGCCCAUCACUCAUCUCCCGCUCGAUCAUCUACUCUCCUCGACCGCCCCUGAAGACUUCACCGCUCGAAGGCAGUUAUCCGACGUAUCUACUGCUAUAGCCAAAGCUAGACGGGUGGUCGUGGUCAGUGGAGCAGGGAUAAGCUGCAGUAGUGGUAUACCGGAUUUCCGAUCUGCCGACGGACUAUAUUCUUUAGUAAAAUCCCGAUACCCCGACUCCUUCUUCAGCGGUAAAGAGCUCUUCUCAUCUGGUCUCUUCCUAAACCCUCAGACAACUUCCAUAUUCUAUACAUUCAUUGCGGAACUUUCUGCAGAAUGUAUGAAAGCUCAACCAACCAAAACCCACCAUUUCAUCAAGAAAUUAGAACAGAAAGGUAAACUCCUUCGAUCCUAUACUCAGAAUAUAGAUGGUCUAGAACGUAGAUUAGGAUUGGAAUCUGGAGGUAGAGGACAAGGAUUCAAAAAGAGGGAAACUCGAAAUAUAGAAUUACAUGGUGAUCUCGGACGGGUCAGGUGUGUAUUGUGUAUGAAGGAUUUUGAUAGGACUUUAGAGUGGCUUGAGAUGUUUAGAGAGGGCGAGGCACCAGAUUGUCCGGCUUGUUUGGAGCGAUCACAAUCGCGUAUCAAUCGUUCAGCCCGAGCUACAUCUGUAGGAACCCUACGUCCCUCCAUCGUCCUCUAUGACGAGCCGCAUCCUCUCGGAGACGAUAUCGGAUCAGUAACUACAUAUGAUUUAUCCCGUCAACCCGAUUUACUGCUUAUCAUGGGAACUUCCCUGAAAGUACAUGGGUUGAAAAGAUUAGUGAAAGAAUUCGCUAGAUCAGUUCAUGCUCAUAAUUCAUCUACUACGGAUAGUAAGAACAAGAAGAAAGGGAUGGUGGUAUUUGUCAAUGCUACUCCACCAGCUGCGAAGGAAUGGGAAGGGGUGAUAGAUUAUCAUAUUCAGGGAGAGACCGAUAAAUGGGUUGAAAGGGUUGAGGAAGAAUGGAAGAAGAUUAAACCUUCUGAUUGGCAGACACAAACUCGAUUGAAUGGAGAAAUGGUUGUCACGGCUAAACCUAGGGCUAUCAAAGGGAAAGGUAAACCCAAGGCGAAGCCUCUUGCCACCAGCGACAUACCGAACCAGCCCAUCCAACUCCCUACACCUCGACCAACGGCUUCUCCACGCUCGCCUGCCAAACAUCAACAUCAAAAUCAACCUUCUUCGUCACCCAUCCCAUCAAAGUCGCAGUCAAAAUCGACUUCUCGCUCGACGCAAUUAGAUUUCGAGUCAGAUUCCGAACUGAGCGAUAUACCACCCACACCCCCAACACCAUUCUCGCCUAGUAAAAGGAGAUCCAACGCAUUUGAUAGUCCGAGUAAGAAGACUAAAUCGUUCGAUAAGGAUAUUCCAAUCACGGGUGUGAAUGCUACACCGGGUAAAGGUAAUUUGUUCGCUUUCAAUAGGAACAAUAGCACUGCAGUAACUGUCGAUGAGAAGGAAAAGGAGAAUGAGGAUGAUUGGAUAGACGAAUGGGAAGUAUUCAACGAUUCGUCGAAUAAAUCCAAGUCUACAUCCAGGUUGGAUCUUUUGGCCUCGGGUGGUCAGAAUCAUAGAAGUAGAACGAAAAAUAAGAUUUUGGGAGAAUUAGAAGAAAACAUAUUUAGCUCAAAUUCUGAGGAGAAUCAAUCGCUGCAUACUGCGAAAGCUAGAAUUCGAAGUACGAGGACGACCAAAGCUGUUCCGGUAGGCAGUCCGAGAGUAAGAAGGAUGAGGAAGGUUGCUACCAAAGCUUGA